GCUCUUCGCACAUGCGCAGGGAGAAACGGCGGAACUCACUAGAUGCCGGUUUGAAAAGCGUUGACCGCCAUUAGGUAAAAGAAACUCGGCGCGUGGAGCGAGCUGUUAAAUUGCUUUCAAUCCGAACGGUGUUAGGAGAUGGCUUCUGAGGAUAUUUCUCAGUUGGCGGACUCUCUUGCGAAGACUCAAGUGGGUGGAGUAGAGCUGAGUUUUAAAGGCCGUGCCCUAAAGCUUGACACAGCCGGGGCUGCGACUGAGAUUAUUGAAGAGAUUGAGAAAUUCGAUAAUCUACAAGCGCUCUGCUUAGAAGGCAAUACAAUUGGCGUGGAAGCCGCUAAGGCCAUUGCUAAAAGCCUUGCUGAUAAAAAGGAAUUGCAGAAAUGCCUCUGGAGUGAUAUGUUCACAGGACGCCUACGGACUGAAAUUCCACCCGCUUUGAUAUCCCUGGGCAACGCAGUAAUGAGUGCGGGAGCCCAGCUGACACAGCUGGACUUAAGUGACAAUGCAUUUGGGCCUGAUGGAGUCCGGAGCAUUGAAACCUUGCUGAAGAGCAAAGCGUGUUACACAUUACAGGAGCUACGACUGAAUAACUGUGGCAUGGGAAUCGGUGGUGGCCAGAUUCUUGCAGCGGCACUCAGUGAGUGUCGCAGAAAUUCAAGUGCAUUGGGAAAGCCAAUGGCACUGAAAGUUUUCAUUGCUGGGAGAAAUCGUCUGGAGAAUGAAGGUGCCAUCGCACUGGCUGGUGCUUUUAAGUCCAUAGGAACCCUGGAGGAGGUGCACAUGACACAGAAUGGAAUAAACCACCAAGGCAUUACAGCAUUAGCGAAGGCCUUUACUGAAAACCCAAACCUGAGGGUUAUAAAUCUUAAUGACAACACCUUCGCUGAAGAAGGAGCUAUUGCUAUGGCUGAGACACUGAAGACUCUACAAAACAUUGAAGUUCUAAAUUUCGGAGAUUGCCUGGUGCGAUCAAAAGGAGCUAUAGCCAUUGCUGAAGCUGUAAAACAUGGCUUAAAGAAACUAAAGGAAUUGAAUCUUUCAUUUGGUGAGAUCCGGAAGAAUGCUGCAAUCACAGUGGCUGAGGCUAUGGAAGAUAAAUCUCUGCUUGAAAAACUUGAUCUAAAUGGAAAUUGUCUUGGAGAGGAAGGCUGUGACCAGUUGCGGGAAAUCAUGGACAGUUUUAAGAAGCAAGAUUUGCUGACUUCUCUCAGUGACGAUGAAAGUGACGGUGACGGAGACGGAGAUGAAGAUGAUGAGGAAGAGGAUGAAGCGGAGGAGGAUGACGAUGACGACGAUGAUGAUGAUGAUGAUGAAGAAGAAGAGGAGGAAGAAGGAGAGGAGGAAGAGGAGGAAGAAGAAGCAAGAGAAGAAGAAAAGGAGCAAGUGAAAGUAUCACCAGUUGAACUGCAAAUAAUUGAAUCAUCCAUGAAAACAAUUGGAAUCGCAACAGAACCAGAAGCUGCAACCUUCUUGGCCUUUCCAUCCCCGGACAAACUGCUUAAACUAGGGCCUAAACGUUCGCAUUUGCUAUUACAACAGACCGAUCUAUCAAAUGCUGAAAAAGUUGUUCAAACAUUUCUGAAAGUAUCUGCAGUCUACAAAGAGGAUCAGGAAACAAAAACAGCUGUACUAGAAACUGCAGAUGAACUUUUGCAGAAAGCAUUCAUGACGCCUGGAUUUCAACUAGAUCUUUUCAUCACUACCCUCUUGGUGCAUAUGGGGCUGCUGAAGAGUGAGGAAAAGAUUAAAGUGAUCAGUAAUCUGAUUGGGCCUCUGACAGUCCUCAAACAAGUCAUUCAGAAAAACUACUUUCCACGCUCCAUCAUCCCUAUUUUGAGUGCAUUCCUCAAUAAGCAUAAUCGUGCUUUUGACAGCUGUCAAAAUGCCAAAUGCAAUCUGUUGGAGACCAUGGCGAAUCUUUAGUACCCCGGCUGUGUUGUAAUCGGUGCACCAAGCCAAGGACAUGGACUUUUGAGCAUAUCCAUAUUAUGGAAGAACCGCCCAGCAGCUGCAGAAUGCCUCUGGCUACACAGUGCAAAAUGCUUCAUCUUCUUCAUGCUACAGACUGGAUUCUUGCUUCUGUCUGGAUGGGAAAUUUAACUCAAAAGCUGUCGAGGCUUCCGUGACAACUUGCUGCAGACUCUGGCCAGUGCUUUCUUCUCAGCUAGCUGCUAAGGAAAGCAAAGUUGGAAUUAAACGUUGGUGACUGGUGGCUCAUCUUGUGUCUCCUUCUGCUGUUUUUGGUGGUGGGAGAUGGUGAGAGGAGAAUGGCCAUAUUUCCUUGACAUUCAACAAGCAUUGUUUGGUGUAACUUAAGUUGUGACCCUUUAUCAGACUCUUGGUGCUUGCUUAAAAAAAAAAAAAAUCCCCUGUAUCAUAUCACGGGUUUGCUUAUCUGGAGAGAAAGGCAUACAUUAUUACUAAGUGAUAGUUGUUUAUUUAUGAAAUUAGUUGGUGGGGUCAAAUGCUAAAGCAAAAAGUCCUUAAAUGGACAUAUAAAGCUCUUCCAACAUAAUAUAUCUCUGCAGUUUAUAGUACGAGGCAAGUUUCUAGUAUCCCAGCGAUAUGACUGUUGGGUCAAUGUUAUUUGCUGAAGGAUCGCUUCCUCAAUCCUCUAGUCUGCACUAUCUACCUCCCCUAAUGAAGGAUUUGUUCUAUAGAGAAUUUUAGGAAUCGGUUUGUGUAGUUUUGUCUUUUGUUCUCAUUGUUCCCAUCCAUCUCAUUCUUCCCCCUCACCCCCACUACCAGAAAAAAGUAAUCUCAAGCACUCUAUGAUGGAAUGAAGGAAUUAUUCAUUUGCAGACAGUCAUAUCACCAGUCCCCUCUGGUCUGCACUAUACGAAACUGAUGAUGAUGUGGGGAUAGCAUUCCAGCUUUUGACAGGUUGGACACUGGCUUGGGUUGUGAUAUUUUUUCAUCUUUUGACUAUUACUGGAAUGUGUGCUUAAGUCUGUUCAGAAAUCAAGACUGUUUAAUUGUCAUAUGUACCAACAAGGGAACAAUGAAAUUCCUACUUGCAACAUCUCAACAGGCCUGCAAACACAAUACACAAAGAUAAUAAUAUAUAGGACACACAAAAAAUGAAUAAAUUAAUAACCCCACUACUUGUGCAAAGAAAAAAACCUGAGGACAGAAUUGAAAUUGUCUUUUAAUGGUGCCUAAAUAUAAAUAGCUCAUCCGAGCUUGCCAUCUAAUCUUGAGUGCCGAUUGUGACAUCUCUCCAGAACCAUGUUGUACCAAACAUUAUUGCCUUCUGGCAAAGAGGGAAAAUAAAUAAAUAGAAUAAAAUAA
This is a messenger RNA of Amblyraja radiata (thorny skate), 3291 nucleotides long. It is a transcript of the gene rangap1b, whose product is annotated as Ran GTPase activating protein 1b. The record is from RefSeq and is a predicted model, not a curated record. The coding region runs from base 139 to 1923 and encodes 594 amino acids. Gene Ontology annotation, cellular component: cytosol; nucleus; perinuclear region of cytoplasm. NCBI's taxonomy places the organism in Eukaryota, Metazoa, Chordata, Chondrichthyes, Rajiformes, Rajidae. Gene Ontology annotation, biological process: signal transduction; nucleocytoplasmic transport; activation of GTPase activity. Gene Ontology annotation, molecular function: small GTPase binding; GTPase activator activity. The transcript is spliced from 16 exons.